AUGAAUGAUAAUGUUCUAGAGGAAUAUGAAUAACUUGAAUUGGAUAGUGAAUCUCAUGAUUCUAAAUUAUUGCCUUAGCCUUAAUAAUAUGUAUAAGAGACAUUAGAAGAUAUAAUCAAAUAAUAACCUAUAUUUUUUGAAUAAGAAAUUCAAUAAGGAAAUUUUAAUGUAUUAAUAUUACACACUCCAGAAAAUUUAGAUGAAUUAGAUUCAACAGGAUAUGCAUUAAUUCAUCAUGCAAUUUCGUUUGAAAGAUUGGAUAUUAUUAGAUACUUACUUUUGAAGGGUGCAAAUCCAUUAAUCAAAUCUUAAAUUUAAUAAAGUUGUUUGAUGAUGGCUUGUCAUUUUGGAAAUUAAGAGUUGGUUAGACUCUUUAUUGAUUUAGGAAAUAAAAUAAAUGAGUAAGAUAAUUUAUAAUUUACACCUUUACUUUAUGCAAUAAAAUGUAAUUAAUAAUUGAUUGCCCUUUAUUUAAUAGCUUUAUAAGCUAAUACAGAUGUUAAGGAUAAUGCUGGGUGCACAAUUAUGCAUUGGGCUGCCUAUACAAAUGAUGUUUAUAUGUUAAAAUAUUUUGAAGGAGAUAAGUCUUAUAAUUAAUUGGAUUCUAAGGGUAAAACUCCUUUGAUUAGAGCAAUCUCAAAUUAUUCUAAUGAUACAGUUGAAUAUCUACUAAGAACAUAUCCAGAUAUUAUGCCAAAUUAUGAAACUGAUUUAAAAACCUAAGCAAUAAAAAAAAUAGUAGAAACUAUUUAAUUUUAAGAAUUCAUAAAACAUCAUAACACAAAAUUAAUUCAAUAUAUAGUUAUUGGUAUAUCCUAUUUAAUUAUUGGAUUUCUCGUUGCAUGUAAUUUUUGGAGAUUAAAAAGUGAUGAUACUUAUGGUUAUUGCAUUUCUUCAAUAUCUUUAUUUCUAACAUUAAUCAGCUUAUGUUAUUGCAUUUUUUUUUUAUCUAAAAGUACUAAUAGACAAGAAGAAGGCAAAAGGAUAUCAAAAAAUUUAGGACAUUCUAAAAUAAGUUAUGAAUUUCAUCUCAAUAAUGGAGAACAUAGACAUCAUAUUUUAGAAGAGGAAAUAAAUCUAGAUUAUAUAUAAGAUGAUUUGGAAAAUAGAAAUUCAUAAAAUCUAUCAGAAUUAUUAAGAGCAGUAAAAUUGUAUUUUGAAAAAGAUGAAUAAUUUAUGAAUUUUGAUAUAUCUAGGACUUGUUCUAAAUGUAAAAUAAUCUAAAAAGCAUAAGUUUAUCAUUGUGAACAUUGUAAUACAUGUGUAAAUAAUUAUAUCAUUUAUUUAGGUAAAAGGAUUUUAAUUUCACUCUCUAUAUUUAAAUAAAUGUAUUAAUAAUACUAAUCAUUUAUUUUAUGUGAUAUUAUUGUUAAUAUACUUUCUAACUUUUAUAUCUAAUGUUUACUCAACUUAUUAUACAAUAUCGAAUAAUCAAAUAAGUAUUACAUUAUUCUUUUUCAUGCCAAUUUUUUCAAAUUUUAUUAGUAUAAUCGAAUUAAUAGCAUAUUAUGGGAUGAUUUUUGGAAUAUAUGUCACAUCAAUUAAUUUAAUAAUAUAAGUAAUUCUUAUUUCAAUAUUUAGAUGGCAUGUAUCUUUUCCAAUUUAACUGAGCAUGAAUUAAUGAAUUCUGAAUAAUACAAAUAUCUUUACGAACUUGUAUUAAUUUAAGAAUUUUAUUAUAUGAAACUAAGAAAAAUUGGAAAUAUAUUCUAAAACAUUAAAACUUAAAUAUGGAAUCAAUUUAAUGAAUUAAGAAUCUUAUGA
Molecule: messenger RNA, 1764 nt
Organism: Paramecium primaurelia
Lineage: Eukaryota; Ciliophora; Oligohymenophorea; Peniculida; Parameciidae
Source: the annotation of a GenBank genome assembly